Molecule: messenger RNA, 1770 nt
Organism: Theileria equi strain WA
Lineage: Eukaryota; Apicomplexa; Aconoidasida; Piroplasmida; Theileriidae
Product: protein kinase domain containing protein
Exons: 1
Coding region: 1-1770 (589 amino acids)
Biological process (GO): protein phosphorylation; intracellular signal transduction
Cellular component (GO): cytoplasm; nucleus
Molecular function (GO): ATP binding; MAP kinase activity
Source: RefSeq, a predicted model, not a curated record
AUGAAUGAUCAUAUUGACGACCAUGUUCUGGCAAAAUUUAAAAUUCUCCAAAAGCUCGGUAAAGGAGCUUACGGUAUAGUAUGGAAAGCCGUAGAUUUACGGACAAAUGAAGUGAUUGCAUUGAAGAAGAUUUUUGACGCAUUUAGGAAUUCCACAGAUGCACAAAGAACAUACAGAGAAAUAAUGUUUUUACAAUCAUUAAAAAAGUGCCAAAAUAUUGUUGAAUUAAAAGAGGUUCUUCCAGCAAAUAAUAAUCGCGAUGUUUAUUUGGUUUUUGAAUACAUGGAAACCGAUUUACAUGCUGUAAUAAGGUCAAAUAUCUUAGAGGAUGUACACAAGAGAUAUAUUUUGUACCAGAUUAUAAAGGCUAUCCAUUAUAUUCACUCAGGUGAAUUGCUUCAUCGUGAUUUGAAGCCAUCAAACAUUCUUUUAAGUUCAAAAUGUCAUGUUAAGUUGGCGGAUUUUGGACUUGCUAGAAGUGUAGCCCAUGAUGAAGAAACAGAUUCUGCACCAGUUAUGACAGAUUACGUAGCAACAAGAUGGUACAGAGCUCCAGAAAUUUUGGUGGGUAGCACAAAAUAUACAAAGGGAGUUGAUAUGUGGGCUAUUGGAUGUAUAUUUGCUGAGAUGUUGAUUAAUAGACCGCUAUUCCCUGGAUCUUCAACUAUAAACCAACUUUCUAAGGUGGUUGCAUUUACGGGAAUCCCAUCAAGUGAUGAUUUAGAUGCUUUAGGGUCACCUUUUGCAAAAAUGAUGGUAUAUUCAAUCAACAAUAUUACAAGAAAACCUCUGCAUGAAUAUUUCCCCAUGGUUACCCAAGAAGCGUUGGAUUUGUUGACUAAGUUGCUACAAUUUAAUCCAAAAAAACGCAUUUCAACUAUAGACGCAUUAAAUCAUCCAUAUUUAUCACAAUUCCACAAGUCUAACAAACAUUUGCCAAUAUUAUAUAAGGCUAUUACUAUACCCAUCUGUGAUAAUAUCAGGUAUGAUCUUACAAAUUACAGGCGUUUGAUUUAUAAAUUUAUCGAUGAAAACAAGAAUGAAAGUUCACACGGAAGGAAUAAUGAUGAUUCUAAUAAUGAUUCUACACCUACAUUUGGAUAUAAAAAUGUACCAGUAAACGGUUUUAACUCUGUACCUACAGGCACUUCUGGUAGCACAAAGGAUGAAGGAUCUACUGCUAACAAAACACACAAGAACUUUAUAAGGAAUAGAUUCGUGGAUUGGGUCGGUAGGAAUAUAAUCCAUCGCGAUAGUAAACUUCCAAACAAAGGUAUAUUAAAUGGACCCACUUUUGAUAAAAAUGGUCGCUUCGUUAGCAUAUGCAGCAAUAGCAGUAUGGAAGAUGAACAUAGCGUAAAUCGCACUGAGAAGCCUUAUAACAAGGAGCCGAUACAUCUACAUCCUCCAAGAUUGGAGUAUGGCAGAGUUAUUCCAGGAAACUAUCAUGUUUCCCAGCGGGAAGGAAGUUGUUAUAAUAAAGAUACCAGUGUUGACAACCCAUUAAAUGGGAAAGGCACGAAGCAAGUUGCUAGACUAAGACCCAUAAACGAAAUUUCUCGUUGGCCAAGCGUUGUUAAUCGUAGACAUCAUUAUAACAUGGACCAAAGAUUUGACAAACAAAUGACAUUUGGAUCAUCAUCAAUACCGAUGCAAAAUACUUUGCAACCGACGAGUAGUAUUCACGAUACACAUUGCAAAUUUGUAACAAAGCCAGGUGAGGCACACGCAGGAAACCACAGUCCGAUGCUCAAUAUUUUCUACUACUAA